Molecule: messenger RNA, 1527 nt
Organism: Lingula anatina
Lineage: Eukaryota; Metazoa; Brachiopoda; Lingulata; Lingulida; Lingulidae
Product: matrilin-1-like
Source: RefSeq, a predicted model, not a curated record
CAGACACCGCUGCGAAUGCUUGCUCGUGGAUGCUGCUCGCUUCCUCACUAAGGCUACAGUCGAGUCCAUCCGUUUUUAACAUUUAGCCUGUACAAAGGUAAAGUGUUAUUAGCAAGAAACAACUAAGAAAUUUCAUCUUGGGGGAAAUUGGACUGUCUGAAAGAUGAAGCUGGCUCCGUUUCUGACGGUUUUGUUUUGUGUGGCUGUAGCAACACAGGGCUCGACUUUUCGGUCUUCAAGCGACGUUGCCUCCGCCAUGGUGCGCGGGUUCAUGACUAAGUUAUUCCCAAUACGGCAAACUCAGUUUGCAUCAAUAACACCACUGUUUAGUACGGGAAGUUCGUCACGGGGAGGGGUACGGUUGAGGGGUACCUUGGGGUCUCGGGUGGUUUCGACUGCAACUGACCCAAAGCCCGCGCCGACGAUGCCAGAUUUGAUGUUUGUUCUGGAUAGCAGCGCCAGUAUAGGCUCAACGAAUUAUACUAUCGGAAAGUCAUUCAUGGAAUCCAUCGUGAACUUCAUCUACAGUCAAGCUGGCGCAACUUCCACCUCAAAGCCUCGAAUUGGAGUUGUUCGGUUCUCAGAGGCAGCGAAAACUAAGGUGGAUUUCUCGCUGGAUACCCACACAGAUGCUGAGCAAGUGAAACAGGCUAUUCGUGGUAUCCCCUACGACAAUGGCGUUUCUACAAACACCGCAGAAGGUCUGAAGCUGGCCAAAAUGGAACUGGAUAACAAAGGCAAGCCUGGUAACGCUAAAAUGAUUUGGAUCCUUACUGACGGUAACGCUAACUCCGGAGGCGAUCCGGUCCGUCUGGCAACGGAUAUCAAAAAAGGCUGGCGUGGAAAUCUAUGCAAGCCCAAUCGGCAGAUCUGUCUCUUUGUCUCGGAUCCAGGAUCUGGUGUCAUCGCCAACGAUGGACCAUGUGUACGAAGCGCCGACAUACGCACAAGCCAAGGCCAUCGCCCAAGCUGCAGUCACUCAAUACAGGCACAUGGGCAUUGCCUCCUCACUCGGCAGACCUGGGCAAACGCUUCACCGUCUGGAACCCAUUCGGAUAUCUCCGAGAUUCUUCGACAGGUUCCGGGAGCGGUAUGGCAUUCGUGUAGGUUCAGCAUAAGAACAGGAUACAAAUGAUUAAUUCUUUCGUCAAAAAUACUUGUAUAACGACCCAAUGACGAAUGAGGUGCAACGUGGCGUUUCUGUCACAAGUACCAAUCACCAUUUUUUACAUAAACAAUAUAUUAAUAUAAAUUUAACAAACGCAUUCUUACAAAUAUCAUUUUUUUUCUUACUCCUUACAGGACAGUACAUGCUUGUGCCCAUUAUAAAGAAAGAAUAUACAUUGUAUUCCAUUGCAAUCAACAAUACUGUAUACUUGUAAACAUACUCCUCACUUUAAACAGAUAUCCAGACUGUUCAUCAGUUUUCCUAUUCCUGUAUUGAUAUGGUUGGCGCAGUGAUAUGCAUGCCGAAGAUAUAAUAACAAUAUGAAAAUAAAGUUAUUGAAAAACUUCUUAAAAUUUUAA